AUGAGGGGUCAGAAGAGUCAGAGAACAAGACAAAGAUUUUGCCAAAUUGCCAGGCCAGACGCUUUUCUCGGUCCCACAGAAUCACGUGAAUUCUCAAGCACACCAAUAUUCUUCCUAUAUUGUUUCAUACACACCUCCUUUCUCUCACUCUCACUCUUCCUCUUCACUCUGUCAAUGGAGAGACUAGUAGAAGUGUUAGAGCAAGAGGUGCGAAUAGACUUUGCACUCAACUGCAAAUGCCGUGCUAACGUGCGCCUCAGAUCACUGUGCGCCACCACCCCCAUUGCUUUCAAGGUCCAAACCUCUUCACCCAACAAAUUCCUAGUCAACCCGCCGAGUGGACUCGUUCCUCCCUUAUCCUACGCCACAUUCCAAAUCAUUCUCAAACCCCAAACCCAAUUCCCACCCACCUUUCCUCGCUCACCAUCAGACCGUUUCCUCGUCAAAGCUUCCGAGUUCACCACAAACCCGUCCGAGUCAACUCACCCCGACUCGAUCAACUCGUGGUUUUCCUCUAGGCCCCACGGGUCAACUCAGGACCUCAAACUCAAGGUUGCCUUCGUGGGUCCCGUACUUCUCAGGCACGCUGUCGGCCGUGGUGACGUGGAAGCUGUCAGGAACUUAAUCAAGCGGCAGAAAUUUAUUCUCACCGAGUUGACACCCAGAGAAGCCGAGUCGCUGCUCCGAGUUGCUACUCAGUUGGUCAGCCCCGAUGAGAUGGUUAACUUGCUAGUUGAAGCGGGGCUGAAGAUUGAGUCACGUGUGAGAUUGGAUAACAAUGCGAGUCAUGUGAUGGAAUCGAGGUGGGCAUCGAAGGGUUUGGACGAGUUACACGUGGCGGUGGCGUUUGAUCAGACGGACGAGAUGCUGAGUUUGAUAAAGUUAAAGGAAUACAGGUCGUUGGAUUGUAGAGAUAAAGAGGGUCGUACGCCUUUGGAUUUGGCUGCGAGUAAAGGAAAUAUUGGGUGUGCGAAGCUGUUGCUAGAAUCGGGUGUGGAUACGAGCACAAAGUGUAAGGAUGGUCGCACAGCUUUGCAUAGGGCAGCGGCUAAUGGGAACCGUCGGAUGGUGGAGAUGCUGAUGGAUUUUGGUGCGGAUCCAACAAUCACCAAUGAUCGUGGACAAUCAGCAGUUGAUGUUGCUCGUGACAAGGAACAUAAAGAGGUUGUGGAGAUUCUGGAACGAGGAGAACAAGUGCUAAUGGCUGCAAGGCGGGGAGAGCUAGAGCGCCUUGAGUCACUGCUGCAGAAAGGCGCAAGCAUGAACUACUGCGACCAAUACGGGUUGACAGCACUCCAUGCAGCAGCUAUCAAAGGGCACAGGGAUGCAGUGCUGAUGCUUGUUAAAUUCGGGAUAGACUUGGAAUGCAAGGACAAUGAAGGCCAUGUACCAUUGCAUUUGGCUGUGGAGGGUGGUAACCUAGAGACAGUUGAGGUAUUGGUGGACAAGGGAGCUGAUGUUAAUGCCAGGACCAUAAAGGGUGUUACCCCUCUCUACUUAGCUAGAGCCAUGUGUUAUGAUGAUAUCUCUGAGUUCCUCAUAAGCAGGGGAGCCUCCUCUUGUAUUACAGCCUUUUCAUCUUCCUGAGGAUCCAUCUUUCAAUGAAUUAACCUACGUAAGCUUGUAUACCACAAGGUUUGGUUCCAUGUAAGUACCAUAGCUUUCUUCAUGUUGUUGUUAAUAUGCACCCUUUCUCCUAGAUGAGUAUCUAUGCGACCGAUUCAUUAUUCAUAUACUGGAAUACAAUUUUGUAAAAUAAAAGGUUAAAAACCAAA
Messenger RNA from Quercus robur (English oak), 1775 nucleotides. RefSeq names its product protein VAPYRIN-like. The transcript is spliced from 3 exons. Bases 1 to 1587 code for a protein of 528 amino acids. Gene Ontology annotation, molecular function: protein binding. The record is from RefSeq and is a predicted model, not a curated record. Lineage: Eukaryota; Viridiplantae; Streptophyta; Magnoliopsida; Fagales; Fagaceae.